Spirodela intermedia is the source of this 2849-nucleotide messenger RNA. The record is from the annotation of a GenBank genome assembly. NCBI's taxonomy places the organism in Eukaryota, Viridiplantae, Streptophyta, Magnoliopsida, Alismatales, Araceae.
AUGGCGGCAGUCGGCUUCUUCCCACUCUGCCAAAGUCUCGUCCCCUCCGCGUUUCGAUCUCUCCCCCGGCUGGAUCUUCGUCGAAAUCGGCUCUUGGAUCGACGCUCUUCAUCCACUUUCGCUUCUCAGAUAACCUCUCCCUGCCCCUCCCGCGGGUACUUCGUCCGCGUUGGGACCGGGAAAGGGGGCGAGCCAGCGGGCGACGAGUCCCAGUUCCUGGACGAGGAAGGGGUGGUCAACGAUAUGGAUGGCUACCUCAACUACCUCUCCCUGGAGUACGACUCUAUCUGGGACACCAAGCCCUCAUGGUGCGUCUCCUGAGUUCUGGAGCAUAGAUUCCAGUUUCAUUUCGCUGUGAUUGUCCACGUGUAUCGACUGGACCUUCCUCACCUCUGAGUGGCUUCCCGGUGUUGAGAUGGAGUCGCCAUUGACGGUUUUCUUCGUGUUCUUCAGUGAUUUUGUUUUCUCAAAUCUACUUGUGAAAAUUUCUUGCUCUGUCCCCCCAUUAAGUUCUUGCCUCUUUCCAUUUCCGAGCUCUUCGUCAGCUUCAACCUCCUUUCCUCUUUAAUUUUCUUCGGGUUUCACCCUACAGAAAUAGUUUUUGGGUUCGACUUUUUGGCGAUCUAAAGCCAACAUAGCUUAGAAUCAUCCGUUUUUUCAGAGUUUUCUUUAUCACAUAUGCAGUUCAUUGUCAGCCACUGUCUUCACUCCCUUUUGGGUGCGCAAGAUUUUGAACCACAGCCUUCUUGGUAUUUCUCUGAGAGAUUUCUGAUAUCAUAAGAUGGAUUAAUGUCAUUGGUUGACAUUAUCCAAGAGACUGUAUUUAUCAAAUUUCUCUCCUAACCUUUGAAAGUAAUUUCUUUGCCUAAACUUGAGGAUCCUACUACACGAUGUGGUGGGGUGUUCUCAGGACGAUCACAUGUUUGAUAACAGAGCAAUGGUAAUUUCUUGGGUUUACAUUGCUGGAAGAUUGCAUCAUGAACUUACUUUCGGCGGCUGUUUGUAAUGCUAAAGAUCAAAACGGAGCACACAUUUAGAACGGCCGAAAGUUUCCUUUCUAUAUGUUCAUAACUCCUUCUGACCUCGAACUAUAUCAUUCUUGUAUCAUAGGUGAUGCCUAUCAUCAGUUGUUGUCAACGCCUUCUGAGAAUUCCAACCUUUCACAUGAUAAAUUUCCACCAAGAAAACCAUUUGCCACAUAUGUAGUUGCCUAGCUUUUUCCGAACAAAAUGCGCCUGAAAAUAGUUAUUUAGUAAUGAAAGAUCGGCUCAAAGAACUAGGCUACUUAUGGUUCCAUCACGCUUUUCUUCUUAUAUUUAUUCCAUUAAAUGUCGUCAAUGGCUCUGCUCAAAGAUUAGGGUUCUAAAAAAAUAAUUAAAAAUUUAAAAAUCUCGAAUUUCUUUUGCUGGUAAUGCAGUUCAUAUUGGCGUACUAGUUUUUUUAUCUCAUCUCUACAUCAUGUUUCUGUCACAGGUGUCAGCCAUGGACGAUAUUGCUUACAGGGGCACUGGCAAUUGGUUGUAGCUGGGUAUUUGUGCAUUCAUUAAUACUCACUGCCGUUGUCUCCUCAUUGAUCUGUGCAUGGUGGUUCGUUUUCUUAUACUCUUAUCCAAAGGUUUGUCAUUUCGCCCUCCAUUUUUCUUUUAUAAUUAUGCAAGACAGUACAAAUGGUUGAUAUAAUUAUUUAUAAGUCUAGCCUUUUCGGAAAUUAUACUUCAAAGUUUAUUCAAAGAACCCCACGCACUUGCUUUGAUAUCAUUCAUAGUUUCUCCACCAAUGAUAAAAUCCAGAUUAUCUCUUGUUGUGUUAUUAGAAUUAAGAAAUUAAUAAUUUAUUUUAAUUGAAAAAUAUGUCAAUAUCUACUUUCUGUAUGUUUAAUAUCCUGCGCGCAUACAUUUUAUUCAUAAUUUCUGACGUUGAAAAUUUAGUGAAUGCUGAUUGUUUUCAUAAAAAAAAAAUACAGAUAUCUAUACCUAUGUUUUUAUAUAAUUUCUCAUGCUUAUUCUAGUGUUUUAGAAUCGUUUUAACACAUUUAUCAAAGGCAUCAAUCAAUCAGUUUCCUCACUGUUGCCUACUCAUGAAGCGGAUGACCACUUUGGUCAACCUUGUCGGUUCUAAAGCCCCUCACUUAAUCUCGUCACAGCUGGCAUUGACUUGAAUUCUCUGCAUCGUCAAACCCAUCCAGUUUGACUCCUUGACUCACACAAGCUGGAUUCGUUCAUUGAUCAUAGAUAGUUGUCUCAGACCUUUCCCAAUCUGGAAACCUGAACUCAUAGAGAGUCCAAUCAUCAAGCUCCAGGCAGAAGUGGUUCUUUCCUCAUCAUUCUUUCUUUCUCUUCUUCUUUUUCUUUGUCUUCUGAAAAUCAUGACCAGUGUGGAUGGGAUUCAUAUCAGAAGAGGGUUUUUCUUGCUGUUCUUGCAGUUUCCCCUUUAAAAUAUUUAUAAAUAUGCUCACUUAAUUUAUUAACCAUCAUUUUAUAUAUAUUUAAAAAUAUUUACGCCUUUAAAUAGAAAUAAUUCAAUGAUCCCCACAUUUGUAAACCACUCAACUUGCCCAUACAUUGUUUAAAUAUUAUGAUUUUUAUUUAAUAAUUUAUCGGCAUCAUCGUCAGCAGAAGAAGGGCAGAGCAGGUAGGGUUCAUAGAUAAAUUAUUAAUAUCAUCAAACCAUGCUUUUACUCGUUUCAACAUGCAACGAUUUUUCUGAUUUUUAGUGAGAAUCCGAAAUAUCUGAGGGCCUGAUGAUCUGCUUGGCUUCUUCUGCAGGCGUAUGCUGAUAUGAUAACGCAGAGGAGAAAAAAUGUCGUCAGUGGUGUUGAGGACACUUUUGGUAUCACCAAGAAUCAAUGA